CAGGUGCGUCUCACCUGAGCUCGGCAGUUCUUCCGCUAUAGCACAGGAGCAGCAGCAUCCUUCUCCUCCUCCCGAAGAUGAAGGAGCUGAGGUGCAUCGGCAGCUGUUUGCCGUUAUUCGUCAUGGCGAUCGUCUUCGACAUCAUCGGUGUGAUCCUGCUCUUCGUCGGUAUAUUCGGUGACGUGCGGCGGAAUGGCGUGUUUUACGGGGAUUUUCUUAUUCACACCGGCGCGCUGCUCUUGUUCGCCAGUCUGGCCUGGUGGCUCAUGUGGUACGUGGGGAACAUCAGGGUGGAGGAUGAAAGUUUGGAACGCAAAUCGAGCUCCGCGCUCAGCGUCAAAGAGAUCGCGAGGAAACUCACGGAGAGACUCUCCAAACAACACCUGAAGGACAACACCGGUGAGAAAACACUAAGCAAAUCUUCCACCAUUCGAAAUGUAACAUGGGGCAAAUCCACCUAUUUCCCAGGACACAAGGAUUUUGAGUCGGAUAUGAUCAAAUGUGACGAACUUUCCAAAGAAAAGCCAGAUGAUGAUCAGUUCAUGUGCUACCAGAAUCAAGGGUACGAGGACGAGGAGUCAGGCAUAAUCAAAGGACACAAAGCAAUCGCAGAGGGUUCUGAAUCAGAUGCAUCUCAGGACGAAAAGCCAAAAGAUAUCCAGUUCACCUUUUACCAGAAUGAAGGGUAUGAGAAUUCAGAAUCAGAUGUGACCAAAGGUGGUGGAAAACCAGAUGAUCAGACAGAGUCACAGAGCAUUGACGAUCUGCUGUGAAAAGAGGUCCUGAAACAAUGACUGAAUAGCCGAGAACCUUCAACUAUUUGCAAAACAUUUUCCAUCCGCAGUACGUUUAGAGAUACUGCGUACAUUUCAAACGGGGUCUGAAGUAUAGUAAAACUGAUAUAUAUAUACUAAAACACAACUGUCUGUUAUGGAGUGGUCAGUUGAUAUGAGUUUUUCAGCAAUCUGGAAAGCAGUGUAGCUUAUAUAAUGUAAUUUAGUGGUGUUACUAAACUGGUGAAAUAAGUGAACUCUUACUUUGCACUAUAUUUAAUCAAUUUUAUAAGGCAUUGGCAAAGCUGUUGACAAAUGACCUCCAGGAGGUGGAGGUAACACCAGCCAAAUGUUCAGAAUGGCCAAAUAUGGCUCAAUAUACUGUAUCAGUCGCUAUUUCAGUGUGUGUCAUUGUGUCCUUUUGUGUUGUGUUUCUGUUAUUCUGUGUUGUUUUAAAGUGAUACUCAGGUACAGCCCUUGUUUUUGCACAUCCUCAUUUGUAAAUUCAUGCAUCGCCUCAUGCAUUGUAGGAAUCCAUUUCCCUUUCAAAGCGGCAGCUGGGCGUUCAUGCAAACUGCUCCACAGAGUCGAGCGUAAGACUCUUGUUGGCCAAUCUAAACUCCACCAAACCAGUCCGACAGCAAAUACUGAUCCAGCCUGAAACUGCAAUACUUUAGUUUUAGUGGAAAGAGAAUCAAAUGUGCAUGUUAUUUUAUUGUGGCAUAAAAAUAUAUGAAGGAUUAUAUUUUCAGAUCAUGACAUUUCUAGAGGUGUAACAUAAGUAUAUUUUAAUAUGGAGUAUAUUUUCAGUAGUAAGGCAGUAGUACAUGAUGAAUUGUGUGGUGUACUGUAUGGAAAUUUAAAACGAGUAAUCUUGACAUGCCAAACAAAUCCUGAAUGUGAACACUCCUGUAUAUUUCACUGUAUAUUGUACCAGUGCAAUAAGAAGUUAAAUCUGUCUUCAGCUCAAGAUUGUAUAAACAAUCCACACUAUCAAAUUAAACCACAUUUCAUCCUUAA
Molecule: messenger RNA, 1793 nt
Organism: Megalobrama amblycephala (Wuchang bream)
Lineage: Eukaryota; Metazoa; Chordata; Actinopteri; Cypriniformes; Xenocyprididae
Gene: tmem238l
Exons: 3
Coding region: 78-773 (231 amino acids)
Source: RefSeq, a predicted model, not a curated record